AUGUCGCGAAAACAGCCACUCCGCCCGAAAUCCCGGGACGAAUUCGAGAUCGCAAUCAUCUGUGCUCUUACGCCUGAGACUGACGCUGUUCUGGCCCUGUUUGAUCACCAUUGGGACGAAGAUAAAGACAACCAAUCUUUCGCAAAGGCCGCUCGUGACCCGAACGCAUACUCAUUUGGCGUUAUUGGGCAGCAUAGUGUGGUCCUGGCACAUCUCCCUGGUACGGGCAAGGCUGCAGCGGGCAAUGUUGCAGCCUUCUGCCGUAUGAGUUAUCCGGGUAUCACUUUGGCACUUGUUGUAGGGACUUGUGGUGGAGUACCAUUCUAUGGUAAAACGAAAGAGGAGAUCCUGCUCGGAGACGUGAUCAUCAGCACUGGUGUUGUACAAUAUGAUCUCGGCAGACGAUUUCCAGACAAAUUCAAAACGAAAGAUACUCCAGAGGACAGUCUUGGAAGGCCGAGUCUUGAAAUUAGAUCCCUCUUGGCAAAGCUGAAGACAAAGAGAGAGCACGGAAGAUUACAAAUUGCAACUCAGAAACAUCUUCAGGAGGUGCUAGAGCAAACCUACAAUUUGAUUGACCACCCGGAGGGUAUGCCCGACAAUCUCUUCCCAACAGAUUAUCGCCACAAGCACCAAGAGCCUACACAAUGUACUAUCUGUGCUACCUGUAACGGAAUGCCAGACCCUGUAUGCGAUGUUGCUCUUGGUUCGAGUUGCAAAGAGCUCGAAUGUGAUCGCAAACAGCGUGUCUUACGCGGUCGGUUGGGCGAGGUUGAAAGCUAUAACGAGGAAAUAUCCAUCGGCCUCAAUAGUGAAACUUUUCUUCCAAUGAUUCACUUCGGGAAGUUCGGUUCAGGGGACUCGGCGGUAAAGUCAGGGGAAUAUCGUGACCAACUCGCGACCACCCAUGACGUUGUAGGGUUUGAAAUGGAGAGUGCUGGGGUUUGGGAACUUUUCCCAACUGUUGUCAUCAGGGGCGUGUCUAAUUAUGCCGAUUGUCACAAGAAUGGCAAUUGGCAGGUCUUUGCUGCUGCAUCUGCAGCUGCAUGUACUAAAGCGUUUCUCAAACACUGGGAAUCAACAAAACAAGAAAGCAGAUCAGAAACAGAAGGACAUAUGCUUGGCGAGGCUGUUACCAACAAUCUUCGUUUCUCGGAAAUCAAUGAAACGAUAGAUAACCCUACGCCUCCAGCCUCGACCAUAUGUUAA
Fusarium venenatum is the source of this 1209-nucleotide messenger RNA. Its product is annotated as nucleoside phosphorylase domain-containing protein. Gene Ontology annotation, biological process: nucleoside metabolic process. The record is from RefSeq and is a predicted model, not a curated record. Gene Ontology annotation, molecular function: catalytic activity. NCBI's taxonomy places the organism in Eukaryota, Fungi, Ascomycota, Sordariomycetes, Hypocreales, Nectriaceae.